AUUCAACCACUCUCAGGGAGAUGAGGGAGGAGGGGGAUGGGUUUACUCAGAGGUCCCUGCAGGGUGCAAUGGGCAUUAAUUAACCAGACCCCAAGGGCCCCACCUGACACCCCUCCGCUGCGGACUGCCCUGCAGCUCCUCCCCACGCUGGCCUUAGCUCACUGGAACUGGCCCAUCUAUUUUUGUACUUUGCCCAACUCUGGGCUUUAGCUCCGGCCCUUCAUCUCUGCCAAGUAAAUAAGCAUACCCUGCCUUCCCACCUUGGAGUCUGCCUCCCGGGCCUUCUUUUGGGUUCAGCAAACUAGUGUUGGGGUUUAUUCCUGCGAAAAGCCCACCCGGUUCUCAGAAUACUGACUACUGGUUGCCUGAGGAGCCCACUUUCCCUUGCUUGAGGAGACCAUCUCUCCUUCUCUUUGGCUCAUAAUGAGUCAGCUGAGAUUGCUGACAUCCCGGCUGGGGGUACAGGCCGCGAGGCUUCUGGCCCCACAUGACGUCCAGAUGUCCAGCUGGCGCAGCAGGUCGUCUGGGCCACGGACCGCCUUCCCAGGCAGCAGAGAUGGAGGAGGCUCCAGCUACAUGGAGGAGAUGUACUUCGCCUGGUUGGAAAACCCCCAGAGUGUCCACAAGUCCUGGGACAGCUUCUUCCGGAAAGUCAACGAGGAAGCGUCGUGUGGCCCGCCUCAGCCACAGGCCCCCUCUGUUGUACCUGAGAGCAGGCCAGCCGCCUCAAGCCGGACCAAGACCAGCAAGCUGGUGGAGGACCACCUGGCUGUGCAGUCCCUGAUUCGGGCCUACCAGAUCCGGGGCCACCAUGUGGCGCAGCUGGACCCCCUGGGCAUUCUGGAUGCAGACCUGGACUCCUUUGUACCCUCAGACUUAAUCACAAGCAUCGAUAAAUUGGCCUUCUAUGACCUGCGGGAGGCUGACCUGGAUAAGGAGUUCCAGUUGCCCACGACCACCUUCAUCGGAGGCUCUGAGCACACCCUCUCCCUGCGGGAGAUCAUUCAGCGCCUGGAGAGCACCUACUGCCAGCACAUCGGCCUGGAGUUCAUGUUCAUCAACGAUGUGGAGCAGUGCCAGUGGAUUCGGCAGAAGUUUGAGACCCCUGGCGUGAUGCAGUUCUCCAGUGAGGAGAAGCGGAGGCUGCUGGCCCGGCUGGUGCGCUCCAUGAGGUUCGAAGACUUCCUGGCCCGGAAGUGGUCCUCUGAGAAGCGCUUUGGCCUGGAGGGCUGUGAGGUCAUGAUCCCUGCCCUCAAGACCAUCAUUGACAAAUCCAGUGAGAUGGGGAUUGAGAAUGUCAUCCUGGGGAUGCCACACAGGGGCAGGCUGAACGUGCUGGCUAACGUCAUCCGCAAGGACCUGGAGCAGAUCUUCUGCCAAUUUGAUCCCAAGCUGGAGGCAGCGGAUGAGGGCUCUGGAGACGUCAAAUAUCACCUGGGCAUGUACCAUGAGAGGAUCAACCGGGUCACGAACAGAAACAUCACUCUCUCCCUGGUGGCCAACCCCUCCCACCUGGAGGCCGUGGACCCUGUGGUGCAGGGGAAGACCAAGGCCGAGCAGUUCUACCGCGGGGACGCCCAGGGCAAGAAGGUCAUGUCCAUCCUGGUCCAUGGGGAUGCUGCCUUCGCCGGCCAGGGUGUGGUCUAUGAGACCUUCCACCUGAGUGACCUGCCCUCUUACACCACCAACGGCACCGUGCAUGUGGUUGUCAACAACCAGAUUGGCUUCACCACUGACCCUCGGAUGGCCCGCUCCUCACCGUACCCCACCGAUGUGGCCCGUGUGGUCAAUGCGCCCAUCUUCCACGUGAACGCGGAUGACCCAGAGGCUGUGAUAUACGUGUGCAGCGUGGCGGCCGAGUGGAGGAACACCUUCAAUAAAGACGUGGUUGUGGACCUGGUGUGUUACCGCCGGCGCGGCCACAACGAGAUGGAUGAGCCCAUGUUCACGCAGCCGCUCAUGUACAAGCAGAUCCACAAGCAGGUGCCCGUGCUGAAGAGGUACGCAGACAAGCUCAUCGCCGAGGACACGGUCACCCUGCAGGAGUUCGAGGAAGAAAUCGCCAAAUACGACCGGAUCUGUGAGGAGGCGUACGGCAGGUCCAAAGAUAAAAAGAUCCUGCAUAUAAAGCACUGGCUGGACUCCCCCUGGCCCGGCUUCUUCACCGUGGAUGGGGAGCCCAAGAGCAUGACCUGUCCAACCACGGGCAUUUCUGAGGACGUGCUGACCCACAUCGGCAACGUGGCGAGCUCUGUGCCCCUGGAGGACUUUAAAAUCCACACGGGCCUCUCUCGAAUCUUGUGGGGCCGUGCGGACAUGACCAAGAAGCGGGAGGUAGACUGGGCGCUGGCGGAGUACAUGGCCUUCGGCUCCCUGCUCAAGGAGGGCAUCCACGUGCGGCUCAGCGGGCAGGACGUGGAGAGGGGCACGUUCAGUCACCGGCACCACGUUCUCCACGACCAGGAAGUUGACCGGAGGACAUGUGUCCCCAUGAACCACCUUUGGCCUGACCAGGCCCCGUACACCGUGUGCAACAGCUCCCUCUCGGAGUAUGGCGUCCUGGGCUUCGAGCUGGGCUAUGCCAUGGCCAGCCCCAACGCCCUGGUCCUCUGGGAGGCUCAGUUUGGCGACUUUCACAACACGGCCCAGUGCAUCAUCGACCAGUUCAUCAGCACCGGCCAGGCCAAGUGGGUCCGACACAAUGGCAUCGUGCUUCUGCUGCCCCAUGGCAUGGAGGGCAUGGGGCCGGAGCACUCCUCAGCGAGGCCCGAGAGGUUCCUGCAGAUGAGCAAUGAUGACUCGGAUGCCUACCCCGCGUUCUCGGAGGACUUCGAGGUGAGGCAGCUCUACGACUGCAACUGGAUCGUGGUCAACUGCUCCACGCCGGCCAACUACUUCCACGUGCUGCGCCGGCAGAUCCUGCUGCCCUUCCGCAAGCCGCUGAUCAUCUUCACUCCCAAGUCUCUGCUGAGGCACCCGAAGGCCAAGUCCAGCUUUGACCAAAUGGUAUCUGGGACCAGCUUCCAGCGGGUCAUUCCUGAGGAUGGGGUCGCGGCUCGGGCUCCUGAGAAGGUACGGCGGCUCAUCUUCUGCACAGGAAAGGUGUACUAUGACCUGGUGAAGGAGCGGAGCAACCAGUGCCUGGAUGACCAAGUGGCCAUUACGCGCCUGGAGCAGAUCUCCCCAUUCCCCUUCGACCUGAUCAAGAGAGAGGCGGAGAAGUACCCAGGCGCAGAGCUGGUGUGGUGCCAGGAGGAGCACAAGAACAUGGGCUACUAUGACUACAUCAAUCCACGCUUCAUGACCAUCCUGAAACGGACACGGCCCAUAUGGUAUGUUGGCCGUGACCCAGCGGCUGCACCGGCCACGGGAAACAGGAACGCUCACCUGGUGUCUCUGAAGAAGUUUCUGGAUACUGCCUUCAAUCUGAAGGCCUUUGAGGGCAAGACAUUUUAGCGCUGGGCAGGGCCUGCCUGGGUCUUCCCACGGGGCUGGCUGGGGCUGGGGAGGGUCUGUCAGGCCCCAGGGUAAAAUACACUCACGCAGCGAUCGAGGCCGUAGAGCAGGCACCACUGGCUUUGGUCUUAUGCCUCCGUGGGCCCUCAUGUUUAUUCCAGAAUCUGUUAGGACUGAGAAAGCAGAGGAGGUGACAGGAGGGAUGCAGUCAGGAGUGUUUCCCCAGCUGCCCUGGCCUUUCUGGAGAUUCUGUGUAGCUUUUCCCACCUCUGUCUGCAGACAGCACCCCAGAGCCUGACUUUGGUCUCUCACUUCCUGGUAGAUCUGGCUGCCACUCACCCUGUCCUUGUUCAUCUGUAGAUUCAAGGACUGCUAUCUUUUGUGCUCUUAGAAAUAGAGACUUCAGUGUGACAACCAGGUGAAGCAAAACCGUGCCUGGUGAUUUAUCUUGUGCUGAUUUAUGGAGUGUGUCAUGAUGAGUGUGAGAUACAGCCACAGCGCCUGUGUACCAAACCAGAACACCAAAUGACAGAAAUAAAAAAUGCUUGAGAGAGAUUGUCUGUUUUCAUUUCCUGUUGUAAAAUCGAGGGGAGAGUCAGAUGGUUUAGAGAAGGCAUGAGCUGAGAAGAGGAAAAGCUAAACUGUAGAGGGUAAACUAGCCCUUCACUGAGCUUGCAGAUCUGUUGGUAUCUCCACCCUUCAGCCUUCUGUUGGUUUUGCUGGGGGAGCAGUGGCACAGGAGGGAUUGUUUGUUUUCUGCAAAUCAUUUAUGCACCUAUGCACGUCUCAGAGCGCCUCCUCGGUGCUAGAUGCUGGGCCCGGGGUGAAGAGGUGCAUCUGCCUGCCACUGGCUCUUCCAGGUCAGGCAUCCAGUUGGGAGACCUGCAGUUUAUUCACUGAGUUACACGUUAGUGCAGAGGGCUAUGGGAGCAGGAGGAGGUGUUGUUUGAAGGAAGAAGAGUCUUACAGGAGAAUACAGGAGACAUGAGCCUUCCACGGAGCAGACCCAGAAAUACUGGCCAUGGUGAGGCAACCUAAAGAAAAAUCAGUCUAAAGUUGGAGAACAGAGUGUUACCAUUCAUUAGUCUCAAGCACAGUUUGCUAGAGUACACUUUGAAUCAUACGGCAGGAGUGUUUAAGUGACAAAGUAAAAGUAAUUACAGCUGCCUAUAGUGUGUUUGUUGUGUCCUGGGUCCUCUGCUGGGCAUCUUGCAGAUAUCCUAUAUAAUAAAAGCCCAAUAUGCUAAGUG
Myotis brandtii (Brandt's bat) is the source of this 4706-nucleotide messenger RNA. RefSeq names its product oxoglutarate dehydrogenase-like (gene OGDHL). Lineage: Eukaryota; Metazoa; Chordata; Mammalia; Chiroptera; Vespertilionidae. Gene Ontology annotation, cellular component: mitochondrion; oxoglutarate dehydrogenase complex. Bases 424 to 3456 code for a protein of 1010 amino acids. The transcript has 24 exons. The record is from RefSeq and is a predicted model, not a curated record. Gene Ontology annotation, molecular function: thiamine pyrophosphate binding; oxoglutarate dehydrogenase (succinyl-transferring) activity. Gene Ontology annotation, biological process: tricarboxylic acid cycle.